Messenger RNA from Carcharodon carcharias (great white shark), 1063 nucleotides. RefSeq names its product otoraplin-like. The transcript is spliced from 5 exons. Gene Ontology annotation, molecular function: protein binding. Gene Ontology annotation, biological process: cartilage condensation. NCBI's taxonomy places the organism in Eukaryota, Metazoa, Chordata, Chondrichthyes, Lamniformes, Lamnidae. Bases 28 to 549 code for a protein of 173 amino acids. The record is from RefSeq and is a predicted model, not a curated record.
CAAUGCGCAAUCUGCAAACUCUGCUACAUGCAGGACAGAUGUUUGGCUGCUGCUUGUGAAGGAAACACUUCGGCAGCAAGGAGAAAUUUGAUCCAAGCAACCUUAAAGCACAUAAGAGAAAAGGAAAAGAUUGCAAACUGGGAAAUUAGAAUGGCACAGUUCGCUGGUUGUCUAUUUCCACUUUUGUUACUUGGACUAACACAAGCUGCCAAAGCAGAUUUCAUGGACAAACUUGCAGAGAAGAAAGUCUGUGCUGAUGAGGAAUGUAUUUAUGUUAUCUCAACUGGCCAGGUAGUCGAUGAUUACAAUGCACCAGACUGCAGGUUUCUAGACCUUAAGGAAGGACAGUUGGUGUACGUAUACUCCAAACUGGUCCGGGAAGGCCAAGGUGGCGAGUUCUGGUCUGGCAGUAUUUACAGUGAUCAUCAGUUUGAGGAUCAGAUGGGUAUUGUAGGUUAUUUCCCCAGCACUAUGAUCACCGAGCAACACGUCUUCCAGAAUACAACAGUGGAACUUCCCACAACUGCUAUUGACUUCUACUGUGACUAAUGUUAAUAAUCUACUCCUCAAAAGGCGUGAUCAAGGAAAAAAAUGCAGAGCAAAUUGCAAUUUAAUUGCGAAGAUCUAUGUAGUUUCUAGGAGCAUUAAUUGUCGCGUUUCUAAGAAAUGAAAGUAUACAUACAAUGCCAUGUGCUGAAAACUAAGGAAAAAAGAUCUAAGUCACCUAUUUUAUACCUUUCUACAGUUGUAGUGACUUUGUUUAAUAAGCUAUUGGCAAUUCAUUUAUUUUCCAUUUAUCUUCAAUCUUUCUAUCAAGUAUAUAUGGAAUCUACAUGAGUAUAGGAACAACUGAUGGAUUAAAGUUACAAGGAGACCUGCAUUUGUUCAAUGCAAGUUCACUAAUAACAUGAAUGUUAUCAAUUUACUUAAAUGUCGUGUUGUUGAAUUUCACUGUACACACAAACCAUGAGCUAGCCACAAUGUGCAGCUAAUCAAUGUACUCAUAUCUCAUGUGAUGCAAAAAUGCAUUCAAGCAAAAUUAAAGCAUAUUUGCUUUGAUUAA